AUUGAAUUGCGUAUAUACACACUAACACAACACUAUAACGUAUAAAUAGUUCAAUAUGAGAUAUCGUUCAUAAUCGUUGUAUCACAUUAGUGGUUUUGUGAGUUAAACAUAUAGUUAUCGUAAAUAUGGCUUCCAAAGAGGAUAAACAUGAAGUUCCUGGUUGUUCUCGUAUUAUAAUGAAAAAAGGAGAUAUAUCCAGAAAACAUAAAAAAAACUUUGUUAGAGCGUGUGAGCUUGAAUCUGAAAAAGCCUAUCUGAAUUACACAGAACGCUUGCAAAUAUUGUUUUUGCCGAAUUGUUCAACAAAUUUUAAUUGCAAACAUUAUUCAAAAAAAAAAUUACAGAUACAACAAAUAUCACCCAGAGUCAUCAAUUCAAUUCAAACAGAAAUUUCUGAUAAUAUGUGGUAUGAGGCUUUGGACAUAAGUUAUCUAUGCAUAACACCAAAGCAAUAUCUAACUGCAAAUGUUCUUAGAGAUAUUGUGGAAAUCAUGCUGAAUGCGCAUGAAGAUGUGUCUUCAAAGUACUCCAUUACUCAUCUCAUAAGCAAAUGUGAACAAGUGCUUGCAUUGCAUUUUCGAAUGCAUCCUCCUUGUGGCUUGCAUGAUGAUAUAUUGUCCCUUUACAAUAGUUUUUUAAUGGGUCCAAUGACCUCAGCAUCUAAUACAAAUAACAAGAAACAUUCUACAAGGAAUGACCAUGGCUGUGAUAAAGGAAUUAUAGAAUAUUGCUUAAAUAGAUUAGAGUAUGAAAUAAGUUCAGAAAGCAAAGAUGGCCCUCUAGUUAACAAAGACAAUAUAAUUCCAGACAAUUUAAAAGGAAGUCUUAAGGGAUUGCAUUAUGAAAAAGAAUAUCUUGAGAUGUAUGAACUACUAGAAAGAACCGAAAGAAUAGAAAGAUUGAUGGCAGUUCUACAUAGUACGAUAGAAUUGAUACAAUUUAAUCUUUUUAUCUUAAGAUCAAGAGAAUUAAGACAAAACAUUCUGAUGCAUAAUUUAUUUCUGCCUGUUUCCCCGUUCUACCAAGUUCAGAAAAUAUCUAAGCAAAUAAUAAAAUUAUUUGCUUAUUUUGUGCAUCUCAAUUACCCUGCAGAACAUAUUAAAAUUAUGAGUAUUUGGUUAAAUGUUGCGAUUGAAACUCAUAUGUACACUGCCUAUAACAGAAAUUGUAACUUUUCACAUCUCGGAUUAUUUGGAAAUAACUUUGCAGAAGAAAUAAAUACUGUAAUCUCAGAUCUUCCACAUGAGUCUAUUAUCAAGAUACUGUCAAAAAUACAUCCAAAUUAUAUGAAGCGCGAAGUAGGUUUUUUGUAUUGUAAGAAAUAUCUUAAUUAUGUUGAAGAGGAUAUAAUGAAUAUAUUAAUAACAUUUUUAGAAACGUCAAAAUGGAAAGAUUUUCCAAAAAGUGAUUCUGAAAAUUUACUAAAAAGGUUGAAUAUAGUGGAAAGUACACCAAAAAAUAUUAUGAAUCAUUUAUCUAAAAUUUGUAAAAAUAAAAGUGUUAUGUCUAACAACAAUAUGAGUUACCCUAAAUUUCAAUCUCCUGAUGAAAGUGAAAUUAACCAAGAUAUUAUUAUAAGUGCCUUGUAUAUAAGUCUUAAUGCUUAUCUAGAGUCAUAUAAUGUUCAAAAUGUUAAUGCAACUCUAGAAAAAAUGAAUAAUUCUGAAAUUGUUUUGGAGAGAAAACAGAUAUCUGAAUAUUACAUUACACCAGAACUCAUAAAGAUCUAUAAAAAUAUUUAUCAGCUGUUACCAAAAGUUAUUUUAAUUUUAAAUGAUUUAAAAAAAAACAAUAGGCUACCAGAACAAUUUAAAGUUUUUGAACGACUUUUUACAUUUGAUUUAAUUGAAGAGCCUAAAUAGUUUAAACCUGUGAGAGAUACAUUAUUUAAGCUUCUCGCAUAUGGUGUAGAAAUAUCGAUUCUAUGAGGAUUUUACCAAUAUUUGCUAAGCAAAACUGGAGAAGAACACCAGAGAAAGUGCCGAACUUAAAAAUUCUAGCAGGUACUCACAAUGUACAAAAUAUUUCCAAAGACAUGCGGUAUCUUGUUAUUUAUAUUAGUAAUAUCUAAGUCGCGUUACCGAUGACGUUAGUCAAUAGCUUAUUUUUAUUAUUAUAUUUGUACUUAACUAAAAUCAGGUACACAAAAUGAUGUUAACUAACAAUAUAAUGAUGUGAAAAUUAUUACUUUUAUUCUUAUAUUUUUUUACAUUUUUAAUUAAAUUUAUACAAUUGAUGUU
This is a messenger RNA of Vanessa tameamea, 2240 nucleotides long. RefSeq lists its product as uncharacterized. Bases 126 to 1862 code for a protein of 578 amino acids. The transcript is spliced from 6 exons. Lineage: Eukaryota; Metazoa; Arthropoda; Insecta; Lepidoptera; Nymphalidae. The record is from RefSeq and is a predicted model, not a curated record.